Molecule: messenger RNA, 1149 nt
Organism: Megalobrama amblycephala (Wuchang bream)
Lineage: Eukaryota; Metazoa; Chordata; Actinopteri; Cypriniformes; Xenocyprididae
Gene: whr1
Product: serine/threonine kinase 19
Exons: 6
Coding region: 248-1018 (256 amino acids)
Biological process (GO): positive regulation of Ras protein signal transduction; protein phosphorylation
Molecular function (GO): protein serine/threonine kinase activity
Source: RefSeq, a predicted model, not a curated record
UCCAUCCUAAGAUCAACGAAGAAGAAGAGUAACAGUCAGCUGUUGUGUUUGAUGAACUGUCUGUGGAACGAUAAUGUAAACUCAAGAGUUACAAUAGUUGAACUUUUUUGAAAAGAAACCUGUGUUUCGAUCUGUGUCACUACAGCAGGGAAAUGUCAUAAAUAUAAACAGUGUUGCGAUAUUCUCAGUUAGCACACCAGCUAUAUGAGGAGAUCUGAUUCAUGCUCUGUGUAACCAGCGGUCAGAAAUGAGCAGAAAACGAGCGCUGAUCGCAGACACCUUCUGCUUGAAGAGACGCAGAUGCGCAGCUGACGCUGUUCCCGGAGACACUCACGAUGGAGCAGCUGAUAUCCGCUCCAGCUUGCAGCACCUCAUGACACUGUUCUCACGCAAGCUCUUCAACGACAGUCUCCCUCCAGUGGCCUUAAAACACCAGCUGUACAGUUUACACAGCGACAAAACCUCAGUGGACAAGCAGGUGAGUGAGUUGAGGGCGAAUGGCGAGCUGUUGAUGUUCCAGCUGGGCUUUGACUCUGAAGCCUUCGCUUUGGUGUUCGCUGAAGACUACAGAGCCAAGGUCCUGCAGGGGGAAGCCGGUCAAGAAACGCUGGGAACUGUGGAGAAAUUCCUGGCUAAACUAAUUCCCGGAUGCUCCGAUUUGAGCUUCAACAAAGAAAAGAUGCUGAAAGAGUUCCUCUUUACGGACUCUGAGAUCACGCAGCUGGUGAAAUCAGGCGUCCUCACUGUGAGGGAUGCGGGCAGCUGGUGGCUUUCAAUCCCAAACUCUGGCAAAUUCAUUAAGUACUUCAUUAAGGGGCGCAAAGCUGUUCUUGGCAUGGUGAAGAAAUCCAAAUAUGGUGAAAUCCUGAAGACUGAACUCGAGGAACGCCGCACAACUUCACAGGUUAAAUUCCAGAUGAAGUAUCACAUUCAUGAUAUAGUUGGAGCAGAGUUGGUAGAAUGCAUACAGACAACAUCGGGGACAUUAUUACGAUACGUAGACGGAAACAUCAACUAACAGCUUCACUCAACUUGCCUUGGAUUGUACAGAACUGAAUAAACUGUAUAAUGUAUUUAUUGCCAUAUUAUUUUGGUUACAAAGAGCAGAAUUAAUGGUGCACAGUAUAUUUAAUAAAAGGUUGAAAUCAA